Messenger RNA from Cajanus cajan (pigeon pea), 2031 nucleotides. Lineage: Eukaryota; Viridiplantae; Streptophyta; Magnoliopsida; Fabales; Fabaceae. The record is from RefSeq and is a predicted model, not a curated record.
AUGGGUGGACUGCAUGGAUUGCCUACUCAAGUUCAAGGGUCUGGUUCUCAUGAUGUUCACAUGGAUGAAAGGCAAACUUAUGAGGCCAGGACAUUGUCAGUUCCCUUGCCUCAAAGACCUUCAGGUGACGAGUCAAUCACCUUGGUAUUUAUGGGUGGUCCUUCUAGAGGCAUGUCCAGUAGAGGUCCACCUGCAGUUUCAAGUUUGACUGGUCUUAAUGGUUAUAAUAAUUUGCCAGAGAGCAUUUCAUACAGCUCUAGGGAGGACCCUGCAUGGAGAUAUACACCAGAUAGAUUUUCCAGUUCAACUGCUUACGAUCAAUCUAGUGUUCAAGAUCGGAAAAUAAAUUAUGGCAGCAGGGACUUCAGAAAUUCAAAUAGGGUUCUUGAUAAACCAGUUGUAACUUCACCACCUGCCAGAAUGCAAGGAUUUUGUGUUGGUGAUGAUGAUUUUCAUUAUAUGGUUAUGAACCCUGAGUUUUAUGGUUGUAUUGCUAGAGAUUUGAACGAAGUUGUUAUAUGCAUCAAAGAUCCGAACUCUCCAAGCUUUCAUCUUUCCAUGGUUUCUCUAGUGAUGGACUCAUUUGAGAGAAAGGAACAGAGAGUUCUUUUGUCCCAGCUGCUUAUUUACCUUGUGAAAUCUGAGGAUGGACCCUUGGGUCAAGCCCAGCUUAAUAAAGGGUUGGAAUCUGUUCUGAUUACUUUGGAAGAUGUGGUUAAUGGUGCCCCCAAAGCACCAGAGUUUCUUGGCUGUGUUAUUGCCAAAGCUAUAACAGAGCAUGUAGUCUCUUUGAAAGAGAUUGGGCGGUUAAUACAUGAGGGUGGAGAGGAACCGGGCAGCCUCUUUGAAGUUGGACUAGCAGCUGAUGUUCUUGGAAGCACCUUGGAGGUAAUAAAAAUGUAUAAGGGUGAUGCUGUUUUGAGUGAGAUCUGUGCAAGCUCCAACUUGUGGUUGGAGGCCUUCCAGCCACUGAAACCUCUUACAUCAAGGAAAUUAGAGAAAUUUAUUUAGGGGGAUAGAGGAAAAUAUUUAUUUGUGUGUGUAGUGCUAUUAGGAUACUUAAAUUUGCAGAAAUGGUUUUCUCCAUGGCUGGGGAAAAUUCUAUAUGUGUAUUUCUGUCUAAAUGUUAUCUUCACUGCAAUUAUAAAAGGUUCAGUUCAGCGUCUGAAAAUUUUAGAUGAGUUAUAUGAUAUCUUUCAUGAGGGUUUACUUUUUCAAAAUUAAAUUCCAUGGGAAUGGAAGUGAGUGAGUCUUUUCUAGUACAAUUCAUUUUGAACUCUCUUGUUGAAUUUGGCCAAUUUCAAGUGAAUUAUAGUACUCUUAAGAAAAAAUGGAAUUUUCAAGAAAUUAAGGCCAUGUUAAUUUAAGAGGAAUGGAGGUUAAAGAAAAUGAAUGACAAUUUAAUUCAUCUCAUAACUCAUGAUGGAGCUGGUACUAGCAAAAGCAAGUCGGGUAAAAAGAACAAGGGCAAAUUCCAAUUGAAGGUUAAAGAUGCAGGAGUUUGCAAGGAAAAGAAGUGUUAUUUUUGUAAACAAAAUGAUCACUUUAAGAAGGAUUGCUCGAAAAUAAAGAAAUGGUUUGAAAAGAAAGGUAUAUUUUAUAUGUGUAAAUUUUGAAUCAAAUCUUGUUGAGGUUCCUAAUAAUACCUGGUGGCUUGAUUCUGGAGCAACUACUCAUGUGUCACAUAUAAUGCAAAGAUUCCUUUCUAUCCAAACUAUAAGAGGAACUGAAAUUUUUUUCUAUAUGGGAAACAAAAUGAAGGCAAAAAUAAAAGGCAUUGGGACAUAUAGAUUAAUCUUUUACAUGAGGUGUCAUAUAGAUUUGGAAGGAUGUCUCUGUACCUAGAUGUGAUAGGAAUUUAGUCUUUGUUGCAAAGUUGGAUCAAUUAGGUUUUAGUUUCAGGAUUGAAAACAAUGUAUUUUUUUAUGUUUAAGGAUAUGUACUAUUAUGGAUAUGGUAUUUUAAUAGAUUAUUUGUAUUAUUUCAAUCUUGAUGUAAAGUUUAAAGAAUCCUUGUUUUAAUGUUGAAUGU